Messenger RNA from Nycticebus coucang (slow loris), 7811 nucleotides. It is a transcript of the gene HYKK, whose product is annotated as hydroxylysine kinase. Gene Ontology annotation, molecular function: amino acid kinase activity. Lineage: Eukaryota; Metazoa; Chordata; Mammalia; Primates; Lorisidae. Bases 149 to 1279 code for a protein of 376 amino acids. The record is from RefSeq and is a predicted model, not a curated record. The transcript has 6 exons.
CAGAGUACCCGGCUGCUGGCAAGCGGCGUCCACCGCCGGAACGUCGGGUCGUUGCUGGAUGUUCAGAAGCCUCACAUGGUCUUUCACUGAUACCUGGGAACUCUGGAAAUAAGCCAAGAAUGUGGAGCUGAGAGUGGGAUUAUCAGACAUGUCAAGUGGGAUUGAUCAACAAUCACAGGUUCCUUCCAAACCAACUUUUGGUGAAGUACAAGCCUGUGCAUUAGUGGAAUCAGUAUUUGGGUUUAAAGUUUCCAAGAUCCAGCCUCUUCCUAGCUAUGAUGACCAAAAUUUUCAUGUAUGUACUUCAAGAACCAAGGACACUACAGACAGCCCAACUGAAUAUGUCCUCAAAAUCAGCAACACCGAAACUAGCAAAAAUCCAGACCUGAUUGAAGUGCAGAGUCACAUCAUCAUGUUUCUGAAAGCAGCUGGCUUUCCAACAGCCUCUGUGUGUCAAACUAAAGGAGACAACAUUACUUCUCUCGUGUCUGUAGAUAGUGGCUCUGAAGUCAAAAGCUACUUGGUGAGGCUGCUGACUUACCUCCCAGGAAGACCCGUAGCUGAGGUUCCGGUCAGCCACCAGCUGUUGUAUGACAUUGGAAGGCUAGCUGCCAAACUGGAUAAGACACUGGAGAAAUUCCAUCACCCAAAGUUAAGUAGUCUUCAGCGGAAGAACUUCAUCUGGAAUCUGAAAAAUGUUCCUCUUUUGGAGAAAUAUCUGCACACCUUGGACCAGAAUCAAACUCGAGAGAUUGUCGAGCAGGUCAUUCAGCUAUUCAAGGAGGAAGUGAUGACCAAAUUAAGUCAUUUUCGAGAAUGUAUCAAUCAUGGAGACCUUAAUGACCAUAACAUUUUAAUAGAUUCUAGCAAGUCAGCCUGUGGAGAUGCUGAGUAUCACGUGUCUGGGAUUUUAGACUUCAGUGACAUGAGCUGUGGCUACUAUGUAUUUGAAGUGGCAAUCACCAUCAUGUACAUGAUGAUUGAGAGCAAGAGUCCUAUGCAAGUAGGAGGGCAUGUCCUUGCAGGAUUUGAAAGUAUCAUCCCCCUGACAGCUGCAGAGAGGGGUGCUUUGUUUCUACUUGUAUGCAGCCGAUUUUGUCAGUCACUUGUCAUAGCUGCACACUCCUGCCAGCUAUACCCAGAGAACAAAGACUAUCUCAUGAUUACUGCGAAAACCGGGUGGAAGCACUUACAGCAAAUGUUUGACAUGGGCCAGAAAGCUGUGGAAGAAAUCUGGUUUGAAACUGCUAAGUCCUAUGAAUCUGGGAUCUCCAUGUGACUAGGUAAAAGUUCACAUUAACCUGGGUAAUUAAAAACCCAAUAGGACCAAAUCAAAGGAUUUUCCCAAAUAGUUAAAAAUGAAUUGAUGGAAUAUGUUGAUUGUGAAUAUGACAAAGCACAUGAAACCUAGGUCUUCAAGCAAUCUCAUGACCAUGUUUUAAACUACAGAAAGUACUGCAUAAGCAAGCAUGUCUCUCUGUGGGUGUACGUGGUAUAAAACACAUAUAUGAUAUUUUGAAUCAGAUAAUCUCUAGGUCUGUUCACCCUGAGAUCAAUGCCUUUUUUAAAUUUUGAAAGGAACAUGCUAUAUAUGUAUAAAUAUAUUCACGUAUUUUAAAUAGCUGGACAUAUGUACAGACAAACCUAGCUAACUAUCAUCAGUUCUAUGAAACCUUCCCCGAUCUCUCCUUUCUCUGGAAUCCCAUCGCACUAUGUCUUUUCCAUAACACAACACUUUGCAUAAUGGAUCAUGGUUCACAGUCAUCUAGCCUGAGGGUUAUAGGAGAACAGAGACCUUGUAAAAUUUAUUUUUACCCAUCUGUUCUUCUUACACCUGCUAUGGUGCCUUUCACACAGAAGAGUCUUUAAAAAUAUUUGCAGAAUGAAUGUACACUAGAAAAAGCUGGAGAAAGCACACACUAAGAUGCCUUAGAAGGAAACACAGAAGGUAUUCUUCAAAGAAAUUUUUUUUUUCUUUUAGAGACAGCAUCUCACUUUAUUGUCCUCAGUAGAGUGCCGUGGCGUCACACAGCUCACAGCAACCGCCAACUCCUGGGCUCAGGCGAUUCUCUUGCCUCAGCCUCCCCACUAGCUGGGACAACCAGCACCCACCACAAAGUCCGGGUAUUUUUUUGUUGCAGUUUGGCCGGGGCUGGGUUAGAACCCGCCACCUUGGGUAUAUGGGGCCGGUGCCCUACCCACUGAGCCACAGGUGCCGCCCAAUGUUGUAUGAUUCUAUUUGUAUUUUUUUUUAUGAAGAAAUUUUUUAACUUGUUGGAGAGGGUAGUUGAAACUGGAACUCCAGAGAGAGAUGCUGGAAGACAAAAACUACGAGGAAGCAGAUAAAAGACAUCCAAACAAGGCUGGAUCUAACCCCUGAGCCUAGACCUGAAUUUAAUGGUUAGCCUUCAGGCUGAUACUAGGAAUAUCCCUGAGCAGAUAUUUUUAUUUUAUUUUAAUUUUUAAUUUUUUUUUUUUUUUUUUCAGUUUUUGGCCGGGGCUGGGUUUGAACCUGCCACCUCCAGCAUGUGGGGCUGGCGCCCUACUCCUUUGAGCCACAGGCGCCACCCUAAGCAGAUAUUUUUAAAUUCUCUAUAAUUUGUGUUUCUUUUCGUAUGACCAUGGUAAACUGGAGCUCACUAUAUACUUCGCCCUAAUUAUUCCACUGCAUUUCCUUCACUGAUUCCUCUUCCUGUCUCCCUUAGUACGAUUUCGUAAAUGGCUGUUUACCUAUUCUUCUGGUUUUAACAUUCAUUUUCUACAGAUAACUCAAGUCCAGAGCCCUGGCCAUUCUAACACCCUUUCAAUAGUUAUCUCUUCCUAUAUAUAUGAAUUGAUUCCAUAUCUACAUGUAUCUCUUUCUAUAUAUACACGAACAGACAUUGCUUCUAUACCUAUCUGCCUUCUGCUAAAAUAAGUGUUUUUCUGAAUUUUCUUUUUUUUUUUAUUUUUUUUUGUAGAGACAGAGUCUCACUUUAUGGCCCUCAGUAGAGUGCCAUGGCAUCACACAGCUCACAGCAACCUCCAACUCCUGGGCUUAAGCGAUUCUCUUGCCUCAGCCUCCUGAGUAGCUGGGACUACAGGCGCCCACCACAACGCCCGGCCAUUUUUUGGUUGCAGUUUGGCUGGGGCCGGGUUUGAACCCGCCACCCUCGGCAUAUGGGGCCGGUGCCCUACCAACUGAGCCACAGGCACCGCCCUUUUUCUGAAUUUUCUUGUAUCAUUAACUGUUAACUUCUCUGUCUCAAUUUUCUUAUUUGUAAAAUUGAGGUAGUGGUACUACCUGAUUUAUAGAGUUGUGAGGAUUUGACAAGGGAAUAAUGCCAGUACUUAGCACAAUCCUUCUCACAUAGUUGGGACAUCACAAGCAUUUGCUAAACAAAUCAACUAUAUUCCACAUUAUCCAAACUCAAAAUAUUGGAGUCAUUUUUUUUUGUCUACCUCUCUCACAUUCAAUCAUUGAGCCCUUUUGGUUUUUAGAAUCAUAGAAUUUUAGAAAUCUCUGUCUUUCCUGCCUUUUAGUUUUUAACAAUAUAUAAUAAAAGCCAACAUUUAUUGAGCACAAAGUAUUUUACACACAUUUCAUUUAAUCUUCACAGCCAACCCAUGAAGGAAGUACUAUUAGGAUCAAUUCCUCUUUUCAGAUAAGAGCUUAAAAAGUUGAACUAAAUGGAUUAAAGAGAUUCCAUUGUUUAAAUCAGGUCUUUCUGCUGCAGAUUGUGCUGUUAACCAUUAUGGGGGUCCUACACUACUUCCUUACACACCUCUCCCCUUACUCACAGGCACAGGCACAUGUACAUUAGGAGGAACAAAUGAGAUCAUUCAUAUGGAAGCAGUUAGGCUUCUCAAAUUUAAAAAACUGUAGUUUUUAUCUACCUUAACCGUUCAGGAAAUUGGGGACCAGAAAAGUGGACUGAAACUUGGGUUUUACUCCAGCCCAGUGUUUAUCCUCUUCUGGAGUUUACUCCAGCCCAGUUUAAACUCCACAGAUUUCCCUCUUGAUUGCUUCUGCUGACAUGGAUUCCCUUUAACUCAACAUCUGAUGCAAAUAUUGCUGACCACUACAUGUAUUUCAAUAUUUAGAUACCUGCUGCAUUGCAUCAAUAUUUUACUAUUUGGUGUUUGUCCUAAUUUAUCUCCAAUCAAUCAAUUCCAUGUAUUUUAUAAACUCUUGGGUGGCUGUGAUAGUUAACUUUAGAUGUCAGCUUGACUGGGUUAAGGAACACCCAUGACUGGAGUAAGGGAUACCCAAAUUACUGAUAAAACAUUAUUUUAUCUGGAAGAUGUUUCCAGAAGAUAGUGGCACUGAAUCAGCAGGCUGAGUAAGGAAGAUCCCCCCUCACCAGUGUAGGUGGGUAUCAUCCAGUCCACUGAGGGCCCAAAUAGAAUAAAAAGGCAGAGGAAAGACAAUUUCAGUCUUUCUUCUGGAGCUGGAACGUCCAUCUUCUCUUGCUUUCAGAUGUCAGAACUCCAUGUUCUUGACCUUUGGACUCCAGGACUUACACCAGUAGCUCUCUUGGUUCUCCAGCUUGCAUACAGCAUAUUGUGGGACUUCUCAGCUUCUUUUAUGUAUUUCCUUAAUACACCCCCUUCUAUCUAUCCAUCCAUCCAUCCAAUUGGUUGUUUUUCUCUGACUUAAUAUAGUACAUACAUUGAACAAUUUUUUUUCAUAUUACCUUCAGAACAUAGCACUGUAUCAGGCUCAUAGCAGAUCCAAUAAAGAUCUGUUGAAUAAACUGCAAGAAUGAACACACUUCUACAAGUAAUAAGUCCUGGGUCUUUCAACAAGUGAGGAAAAAACCCAGUUCUAGAUUUAGGAAUCAAAUACUAUAUGUCUGCCGAAGACUCUUUGCUCUUGCCAAGCGUCUUUUUCUGUCCAAAUUUUUAUCCUCUCUGGACUACUCCAGAACUUUACUUUCUGGACCUUUUAGCCUCCCUAACCUACAUAGUUCAUAUUAGAGGUAAAUGAAAAUUCUGGUUACGUAUGUGUAUUGGUGUAUGACAAUUUAACCAAAAAAUUAGUUGCUUAAAACUUAAGACAGUCAUUUUACUAUCUUUUUUUUUUUGAGACUGAGUCUAACUAUGUCGCCCUGCGUAGAGUGCUGUGGCAUCACAGCUCACAGCAACCUCAAACUCUUGGGCUUAAGCCAUUCUCUUGCCUCAGCCUCCCAAGUAGCUGAGACUACAGGCACCCACCACAACGCCCGGCCGUUUUUUUGUUGCAGUUGUCGUUGUUGCUUAGCAUGCCCCGGUUUCUGUGGGUUAUUAAUUUAGAUAGGCCCUGGGGUAGCUUAUCUCUGCUCCGUAAUGCCUGAAGCUUCAGCUAGAAAGACGUGAAGGCAAGGGGAGAUUUGGUGCCUGUGACAGCUUCAAUCACCUGGAGGAAUCUUCACUCACCCACCUGACAGGUGAAACUGGGACCUCAUCUAGGAUGUUGGCCAAACACCUCUCCAUGUGGCCUUUGCUUCCUCAUAGCACAGUGCCUGAGUUCUGAAAACGAUUAUCCAAAGAAGAUAGAACUGUAUCACUUUUUUUUUUUUUUUUUGUGAUUUUUGGCCUGGGCUGGGUUUGAACCCGCCACCUCCGGCAUAUGGGACCGGCGCCCUACUCCUUGAGCCACAGGUGCGGCCCAGAACUGUAUCACUUUUUAUGACCUACUCUUGGAAGUCACAUGAUACCUCUUCCAUUGUAGUCACAGGUUCACCUAGAUUCAGGGCAAGGGGAUAUAGAACUUUUCAAUGGAAAGCAUCAGUGGCAUACUGUAAGACAAACAUAUUAGAUGGGAUAUCUUCAGAGCUCAUCAUCCUAAAACAUCACUUCAAUCCUCUCAUUACUGACACCAAAAAAUUCUGGCAUUAAAGGCACUCUACUCUCAAAUGUCUUUUCCUCCUUUACUUACUAUAUUAUCUCCUCCAUUCAGGCCAGACUGAACUGUCAUCUAGACUUGUCAAACUCAUUCUUUUGAUCUUUUGUCUCAACUGAUCUGUUCUCUUUUGACCUAAGAAAUCCUACCUCUCACUUAAAACAUAAUGAUUGGGUGGCACCUGUGGCUCAAAGGAGUAGGGCACCAGCCCCGUAUGCCUGAGGUGGCGGGUUCAAACCCAGCCCUGGCCAAAAACCGCACACAAAAAAACAAUGAUUGCGGAAUUCUACAAAAUGAACUAAGAUGGCAGGCAGGGGCCUUCUGAGAUGGCGUAAGUUACAACAUCUGAGGAUGUUUUUACAGUAUCACCUACCUCCCAACUCAUUUCCAAGCUAUUAACAAAGCCCACAUCCGUCAAUAAUUUUGCACCCAACAUGAAGAGGACAAAUGCCCCUGCCUAAUGGACUGCUUCUUGGGAGAGACUGUCAGCAAACAUUACAUGUUAACCCAGACCUAUGUUAUGCCCAGGCGUCGCUCAAAGACCACACUGCCAGACAAGUCGAAUUUAAAGAGGAGUCCUUUCAUUGAAGAGGCAGCCAGUGACUGCCUCAGUGUCCCAACAUGGGGUUUCUGAGAGCAGCCCCAAGUUGUCUGUGACUCUGGUUUUUAUAGAGCAAAACUUUUCCAGGGGGCAAGCAAGCAUUAUUACAGAAAUGAAAAUAGCAGUUAUAGGGGUAGGGGGAAUCACAAGGUAGGGCCAUUAGUCAUUUUACCCAAUGCUAUGAUCAUGAGAGCGAUUUCCUGAUUUUUCUUCCUUACAAAAUAGGAACAAACCACAAUGUCCUAGCGGGGAAAUGCAGGGAGGGGAACUUACAAGUAAAGGUCGUAAAGGGCAUGAGCAUAAAAAGCUAUAAUCACUAGGGCUGCGAUGCAAAUGCAUUUACAGUUACACCAUGGGAGGGCAAACGAGAGGAACUAGUUUUGAAGGUAAAAGGGAAUAAGUAAUAAAAUGGAGUCAAGCUUGUUCUUUUAACAUUUCAAUACCACAUAUGGAUGGUAUGAAGACCACCUUAACAUAAUCAUGAGGGUUGUCCUCAUAGGGUAGUUAGUGACUUUUUACACAAUACUAAUAAUUGUAACAGUUCUAACCGGGCACACUUAAAAUACCAGGCAAUGGGCAGGGGAGACAACAGGAACCGGUUUCUUUAAGCAAUAAACUGUAACAACACAACAGAAUGGAGUCAGGCCUGCUUUGCCUUCCCACUGAUUCUCAGGAAUAAGAGACAACAAAAUGGAGUUAGGCGUGCUUUACUUUCAUCCUAACACCUGGUCAACUUUCUUUUCUUCCCAUUUUCCGUAGAGACAGAGUCUCACUUUAUCGCCCUAGGUAGAGUGCUGUGACAUCACAGCUCACAGAAACCUCCAACUCCUGGGCUUAGGAGAUUCUUGCAAUGCCUCAGCCUCCCGAGUAGCUGGGACUACAGGUGCCUGCCACAACACCCGGCUAUUUUUGUUGUUGUUGCAGUUUGGCCGGCCGGGUUCAAACCCGCCACCCUCGGGAUGUGGGGCUAGCGCCCUACCCACUGAGCCAUAGGCGCCGCCCCUACACCUAAUCAACUUUCUAGCCUGAAAAAAAAAAAAACAUUAAUAGUUUUUAUGGGAUUAAAGCUGGAUAAGAAAAAGGGUGGAGAGAUGAAUAAUGAACACAAACAAGCAAGACAACUUCGGCAAAGAAAAUAAAAUUCUGGGUGGCUGAGGUGGGAGGAUUGCCUGAGCUUAAUUUGAGACCAGCCUGAGCAAAAGGGAGACUCCGUAUAGAAAGAAAAGGAAAGAGAAAGAAAAGAAAAGAAAAACCAGCUGGGCAUUGUGGUGGGUGCCUGUAGUCUCAGCUACUUGGGAGGCUGAGGCAAGAGGAACUCUUGAGCCCAGGAAUUUGAGGUUACUGUGA